AUGUUGCGUGGACAAAGUGCCGCACUGGAUUGGCACGAGGAAGAGGUGCCGGGUCCGGAUGUAGAGAGCAGGGAGACCUUGCAGGUUCUGGCGAAGAUGACCAAUAACGCCUACUAUGACGGUCCGCAAGAGAAGGGGUGGUAUGACUUGGGUGGAAAUUGGACCCAGAAUGCUCCCAUUGGCUGGGAACCUGACCAAGAUGGCUUUCGUGGUCACAUAUUCGUGACGCCAGAUAACUCCACAGUCGUUCUCUCCAUCAAAGGCACCUCAAUCCCUUACGUUGGUGACGGUGGGCCAACAGUGAAGAAGGAUAAACGGAAUGAUAAUCUGUUGUUUGCGUGCUGUUGUGCUAGGGUCGACUGGACGUGGUCAACGGUGUGUGGUUGCUAUGGCGGAGGAUGGAAAUGUGAUCAGACGUGCGUCGAGGAUGCCCUCAUAGACGAGAGUUUGUUCUAUCCCAGUGGAACUAACCUCUACAACAACCUGACGUAUAUGUACCCGGAUUCGAACAUCUGGAUAAUCGGCCACUCUUUGGGAGGUUCACUUGCUUCUCUUCUUGGUAUGACAUUCGGGACACCCGUGGUGGCCUUCGAGGCACCUGGAGAGAAGAUGGCCGCCGGGCGUCUUCAUUUGCCUGCUCCUCCUUCCACGCAGCACAUUACCCACGUCUACCACAAUGCAGACCCGCUAGCAAUGGGUACGUGUACGGGGACUACUUCUAUGUGCGCGCUCGCCGGAUACGCAAUGGAAAGUCGCUGUCAUGCAGGAAGGGUCAUCGAAUAUGAUACUGUGACGAACCUCUCUUGGACCCCUGAUCUCCGCAAACAUGGCAUUGAGCAGGUCAUCAAUAAUUUACUGGGCAAGCCGUGGGCUCCGGCAGAAGAGGUCGGCAGGGAGGUACCGGAGGCGAAGGACCAGGCAGAUUGUGUUGUGAGUACCUCUCUUUCGAUCGCCCGUAGUUUGUCUGACCAUGCAUUACGAUCGUAUAGGAGUGCUUUAGCUGGGAGUUCGGGGACUUUUUGA
Molecule: messenger RNA, 1023 nt
Organism: Stereum hirsutum FP-91666 SS1
Lineage: Eukaryota; Fungi; Basidiomycota; Agaricomycetes; Russulales; Stereaceae
Product: alpha/beta-hydrolase
Exons: 5
Coding region: 1-1023 (340 amino acids)
Biological process (GO): neutral lipid catabolic process; piecemeal microautophagy of the nucleus; macroautophagy
Molecular function (GO): glycerophospholipase activity
Source: RefSeq, a predicted model, not a curated record